AUGAAGGCUUUAUCAUUUCAUCAAAAUGUGGUUUCACGGUGCUUGAAUAGUGACGGCUUUUUGUGGCCGAGUUCUCCAGUGUAUCCCUGCUCACCGUGUGCGCAAUCUUGGAUUGUGAAACCGAUGCGCAUAUCGUUCAGCCUUGUCUCUGGGAAAUGUCGGGCUGUCUCACGGGCGACACGCUGUGCGAGUGAAGUUUCGCAGACGAAUGCGAGAGUAGAUGAUUUGGAGCUCGAAGAUUGUGGCCAAGCGUCUGAAGCUGAAAAUGUAGCACCGUUUCGAAUAUUUGUGAGCACAGGGGAUGUGAUGGGGGACAUACAUGGAGCAAAUCUAGUGAAAGAGCUACUAAAGCAAGCGCAAGGUACUCGACGCAGAGUCGAGGUUUAUGCUCUUGGAGGUCAACGCAUGAGGACCGCGGGAGCUACUCUCAUUGGUGACAACACGGGACUAAGUUCUAUUGGCCUUCUGGAGGCUUUGCCACUGAUAGUACCCUCCCUUCUUCUCCAAAUCACAGUGCGAAGGUUUUUGGAUGAUCAUCCACCACAUGUUUUGGUUCUUAUAGAUUAUCCAGGUGUUAACAUUCCUUUCGGCCAGUACGUGAAGCAAAAGUUUGGUUGCAAAAUUAUUUACUACAUUCCACCUAAUGAAUGGCUUUGGAACACUUCCCGAACUAAAAGUAUUGUAUCCAUCAGUGACAUUAUCCUGGCGGUGUACCCGGGGGAAGCUGAAUACUACGCUAGGGCUGGAGCCAACGUCAAGUUAGUUGGUCAUCCUCUUAUUGAUACUGUAAAAGGUAUCAAUAGGAAUGAGGCAAGACAAAGGCUUGGUGUGAAUACCGACGACAUAGUCAUUGCUCUUGUACCCGCGUCCCGAUCUCAAGAAUUAAGGCAUGUUUGGCCAACCAUAGCAUCUGCAGCUGGCAAGCUUCUCAAAGCACUUGUAGAGAUCAGAGGUGGACCUCAUGGUGUUCAUUUCAUUAUACCCGCGGUACUCAGAGAUCAAAGGCAUGUCAUUGAGAAAGAAUGUGAAGAUAAUUCCUUUUUUCAGAACUCUAUUAUUUUCAAUGGUGAUCCGCAUGAAGUCUUAGCUGCCGCUGAUGUUGCAAUCACAAAAUCCGGAAGUACGAACCUAGAGAUGGCACUUUACAAGGUGCCUCAAGUCGUGGUAUACAAAAUUGAUAACUUGACAGCUUGGAUCGCCCGGAAACUCUUCGGAUUUUCUGUGAAGAACAUUUCACUCGUCAACCUCAUUCUCGAUUCCCAGGUUGUACCCGAAUAUAUCCAAGAGGCAGCCGACGCAGAGAACAUUAUGCAGGCAACGUUAAAGUUGCUGCCAGGCAUGGACACGCAAGAGCGGAGUAGAGUGCUUCAAGGCUAUGAGCAGCUGCGCGUAGUUCUGGGAGAGCCCGGCGUUGUCGAGAGGGUAGCUCGGCAAAUCUUAGAUUGUCUAUGAAUGAAAAUGUUUUAAUUCGUUAACGUACUGACUGAUGCACCAAAUCUUAACACUGUAUUGAGGGGCCUAGGUAGUCAGGAAAUUCCAAAGAAGUGAUUAUACAGUGGUGUGUGGACGGUUUUGCAUAAGCUAUUCACUGAUUUCGAACAUGAUGUCUCGACGUGACUGAACACGUGUAGCAAGUAGCAAAGAAAUUGCUACUUGGAAGAGGCGAAGACGUCGGAAGCUGCGUAAGAGGACACCGGGAACGCUGAAGUUCCUUGCAGGGUCUUUCCUGGAUGACUGAACACGUGUAGCAAGUAGCAAGAAAUUGCCACUUGGAAGAGGCGAAGAAGUCGGAAGCUGGGUAAGAGGGACAUCGGGAAUGCUGAAGUCGCUUGCAGGGUCUUUUCUGGAUGACUGAACACGUGUAGCAAGUAGCAAGAAAUUCCCACUUAGAAGAGGCGAAGAAGUCGGAAGCUGAGUAAGAGGGACACCGGGAACGCUGAAGUCCUCGCAGGGUCUUUUCUCGAAAAUGGCUUGGGUAGAAUAUGUUCGCUUAUGUAUCACCUCCAUCUUAUCAGACUCGAUGUAAAUAGG
Molecule: messenger RNA, 2031 nt
Organism: Marchantia polymorpha subsp. ruderalis
Lineage: Eukaryota; Viridiplantae; Streptophyta; Marchantiopsida; Marchantiales; Marchantiaceae
Source: the annotation of a GenBank genome assembly